AUGAGACGCAAUGAGCUCCGUGAGUUCCUGCGAGGAAGGGAGGAGGAAAACGAGCGCGCCCGUGACGCCGUUCUCGACGCCUUGCGGGAGGAGUACAAAGAGCUGUUGGCAAGCAAACUCGCUGCUAUCACGUGGCAGGUGGAACAGCACUGCCGUGGAGCUGCGGCUUCCCGGGCUGCGCCUGCCGCGCCUUCUCCCGCGCCCGCGGAGGACGUUGGCCCUGGGGCCCGCGCCGCGGUGGUGCGGCACCGCUGCCGCAAAGUGGCGCCCCUGCCAUGCGUUUUCCCCGAGCAAAGCGCCACGGCGAUGUCUCCUAACCCGCAGCAGUCGGCGGCACUGCGCCGCCGCGGGCUCGCGCGCCACGCCGUUGUAGCGACCGGGGCAGAAGUCCUUGCGGAAGCGCGAGGCCCCUCCAAGACGGGAGGGGCGACACGCACGCAGAACCCUCCGGCGGCGGCGGCGGCUGACCGCCCAACCGCCCACGACAGCCAACGCACUCCUACUGAGCUUAGCGCGUCGCGGACGCGAGCGGUCUCCGCCGCGGGCAACGACGAGGAGGGGGAAGGCUGGGAGACCGACGCGGGUGACGACAGGGCGGCAACUGCGUUGGCCGCCCCACCGCCGCGUGAGGCGUCGCCGUGCUCGUCGCCGCGCACAGAUGCAGCCUGGCCUCCAGACACUUGUGCACGUUCGCCAGAGGCAGCCGCUACCACGCUGGCGCGAGCCCCCGCCGUGCAGCUGCGGAAGAUGCCGACAGAUGAAAUAAUCAAGGCGCAGCUCAAGAGCAAAAUUGCUGCCCUCUACAACGACGCCGUGGACACGCGUCGCCCUUGUUCGCCGAAGGGGGGCGGCGUGGGAAGCUAA
Messenger RNA from Trypanosoma conorhini, 864 nucleotides. RefSeq lists its product as uncharacterized. The coding region runs from base 1 to 864 and encodes 287 amino acids. The record is from RefSeq and is a predicted model, not a curated record. Lineage: Eukaryota; Euglenozoa; Kinetoplastea; Trypanosomatida; Trypanosomatidae. The transcript has a single exon.